Messenger RNA from Pogoniulus pusillus (Red-fronted tinkerbird), 2367 nucleotides. RefSeq names its product monoacylglycerol O-acyltransferase 2 (gene MOGAT2). Gene Ontology annotation, molecular function: diacylglycerol O-acyltransferase activity; 2-acylglycerol O-acyltransferase activity. The transcript has 7 exons. Gene Ontology annotation, biological process: diacylglycerol biosynthetic process; triglyceride biosynthetic process. Bases 360 to 1367 code for a protein of 335 amino acids. Gene Ontology annotation, cellular component: endoplasmic reticulum membrane. Lineage: Eukaryota; Metazoa; Chordata; Aves; Piciformes; Lybiidae. The record is from RefSeq and is a predicted model, not a curated record.
UGGUGAGCUUGGGGACUUGAAACGUCCCUUGGAGAAGCGAGCGAGGCGUUUGUAGGCGGCUGCUUGCUUAAGGCUGGCUCUCUGGGGCUUUCUUCUGUAUCCUGGUUACAGGCAGACCCUUGGCAGACUCAGGCCUCUUACAAGAUGGUUUCUUUGUUUACCUGAGAGGCUUUGGCAGCUCCCUGAGGUGUUUUUUUUCCCCCACCAAUAUCUGAUUUUCAUUUCUUUUCUCUCUCCCCAGUGAAUGGCAGCUCCUUGCGUGUGACGAGGCAGAGGUUCAGACCAUGCAGGUGCCUGGAGGUACAGAUUAAAACCAAAGAGCUUCCUUCUCCUCUGGAGACCUGCACACCAAGGCCAAGAUGAAGAUCGAGUUCGCUCCCCGCUCCUUGCCCCUGCAGAGGAGGCUUCAGACCGCAUCAGUGGCUCAAUGGGUCUUCAGCUUCCUGUGCCUGGCACAGUGCUGCGUGGCUGCCUUCAUCGGCCUCUUCUUCACUCGGUUUUGGCUGCUCAGUGUCCUCUACUUCACAUGGUGGAUGCUGGACUGGGAAAAACCCAAGACUGGAGGGAGGAGGAUCCGAUUCCUGCAGAACUGUGUGGUCUGGAGGUACAUGAGAGACUACUUCCCCAUCACGCUGGUGAAGACAGCAGAACUGGACCCAAGGCAGAACUACCUGAUGGCAUUUCACCCCCACGGGGUCCUGGCAGCAGGAGCCUUUCUCAAUUUCUGCACAGGGGCAUCAGACUUCUCCACACUCUUCCCUGGCAUCACCCCACACCUGAUGAUGCUCUCGCUCUGGUUUCGCAUCCCCUUCUUUAGGGACUACCUGAUGAGUGGAGGCCUUGUCUCCUCUGAAAAGGAGAGUGCCUCCUAUGUGCUAAAGAAGCCAGAGGGUGGGAAUGCUCUGACCAUCAUCGUGGGUGGAGCACAGGAGGCACUGGAUGCCCGCCCAGGGUCCUGCACCUUGCUGCUGAAGAACAGGAAGGGGUUUGUGCGCUUGGCCAUCCAGCACGGCACUCCACUGGUCCCUGUCUUCUCUUUUGGGGAGAAUGACCUCUAUGAUCAGGUGUGGAACCCCAAGGGCUCCUGGCUCCGAGUGAUCCAGCAGAAGCUCCAGCAGAUCAUGGGCAUCUCCCUGCCCCUCUUCCACGCACGAGGCAUCUUCCAGUACAGCUUUGGGCUGGUGCCCUACCGCCGGCCCAUCUGCACCGUGGUUGGGAAGCCAAUUCCAGUGCAGAAGAAGCAGAAACCUUCCAAUGAAGAGGUGGAUCAGGUCCACCAGAAAUACCUGGACGAAUUGAGCAAGCUCUUUGAGGAGCACAAAGCUAAAUAUAACAUCCCAGAAUACAGACACCUGGAAUUUAUAUAGAGCUCCUCAAGCAAGAUGAAAUCAGGGAGGUCAAACUCCAAGUUUCUCCCUGUCUCUGGAACUAUUUCACAACCUCAGCUUAGAUAUGGUUAAGAAAUGGUCCAUACAGUGCAGUGAAAAUCACAGGGUGGUGGAGGUUGGAAGGGACCUCUUGAGAUCAGCCCAACCCCUCUGCUAGAGCAAGGUCACCCAGAGCAGAUUGCCUAGGUGAGUCUUGAAUCUCUCCACACAAGACUCCACAACCUCUCUGGGCAGCCAAGAACUUAAUUUUCCCAGCAUUUUUAUGGCUGUAAAGCCAGAAUUUUCCUUCUUUGUAGGAAACAUAAAAGAUAUAAAGAAGAAAACAAAAGAAAAUCCCACCUAUUGCCAGCACUGUUGAAUCUCUCUAGCACAAAACCCACACUUCCAGUCCAGCUUGGAGGCCAUUUGCAGGCAGAAAGUUGCCUCUGCAUUAUUUUCAUUCAGAAAUGGGAUGCUGAGGAUAAUUUCUGCUGGAUGCAAAUGGGGUUUGAAAUACAAUUUUGCCUAGACCCACAUAGGAUCAUCUUUUUGCUUGGUGCUCUUCCUGUCUCUCAUUUCCCUCAGCUCUUUUCUCACCACCUGCUGCACAGUUUAUCAGCAAGCUCAUACUCCCAGAGUGGUGGUGGGCACCUUCAGCAGCAUCUUGAUGCUGCACCCUACUGAGGCCAGAAAUAAAAAAUCCCCAAAACAACCAGAAAAGAAAAAAACCAAUAAAGGAGAUAUGGUCAUCCAGAGGGUUCUUCCUACCUGACUCUGGGAAUCCCUUGGUCCAGUCUGCAGCCACAGCAACGCUGUCACCGUGAAGUUCAUUUGACCACAAGGACGUUUCCUAAGGAGAAAGAAUGGUCAGGAGAAGGGAGAGGUGAUCUGGGACAAGAAAUAUGGCUCACAAAGUCAUGUUUGGUAGGUGAUCAAGGCUUUAAAUAGCCUCUUCUUCCCAGUAUCCUGGAACACACACCCUAUGAGGAGAGGCUGAGGG